UGUAAACAUUACCAUUGGGAUCCAUCUGACGAAUCCCAAAUGGGACGAAAUGCGCGUUUUCAACUUUACUAUUAACCAUUAUAAAGUGAAUAACGUCUUUGAUCUUUGUGCACGCCUAUAAUAAUCUAACAGAGUUGAAAGAGAUGAAGUAGCAAGAAAACAGAAUGAACUAUAAUUUCGACAUAAAGGGUUAUGAACGUGAAUGGGGCAACUAUACUUUGUCACAACCAUCAAUCAUUUUAUGUUUAGAGAACUCCUAAAAAAGAAAAUGAUUGAUAAUUCUACUUACAACGAUCUAAAACCACGUGGUUCACGUCUACCUCAUAUGUAUGGUUUACCAAAAGUUCACAAACAUGACGUUCCUCUUAGACCUAUCCUAUCAAUGAUCAACUCACCAUAUCAUAAAGUCGCACGCUGGUUAGCAGAAAAACUAGAACCCGUUCGUCGUAGAUUUGCAACAUAUAAGUUAAGAGAUUCAUUCCAGUUUGCUGAUAGACUAAAUCGUACGAAUGUUAACGACAAGUUCAUGGUCUCUUGAUGUAACUUCCUUGUUCACCAAUAUACCACUUUUUGAAACUAUUGAUAUAAUUUGUCAGAAUGAUGAUCUCCUACCUUUACCAGCCCCAGAAUUCAAAAAACUACUACUAAUAUGUACAACAGAUGUUCAAUUCCAAUUUAACAACACCAUAUAUCGCCAAGUCGAUGGCGUAGCAAUCGGUAGUCCACUAUAUAUAUGAUAUAUAUAUCCAUAUUUUU
Messenger RNA from Schistosoma curassoni, 756 nucleotides. The record is from the annotation of a GenBank genome assembly. NCBI's taxonomy places the organism in Eukaryota, Metazoa, Platyhelminthes, Trematoda, Strigeidida, Schistosomatidae.